Rhopilema esculentum is the source of this 1723-nucleotide messenger RNA. RefSeq names its product argininosuccinate lyase. Gene Ontology annotation, cellular component: cytosol. The record is from RefSeq and is a predicted model, not a curated record. Gene Ontology annotation, molecular function: argininosuccinate lyase activity. Lineage: Eukaryota; Metazoa; Cnidaria; Scyphozoa; Rhizostomeae; Rhizostomatidae.
GGAAAAAUGGAACCAUGCGAAACUUGUUUUGAAAUCGAGAUUAUUUCAUCAUUUUUCACAUGGGCAAAGUUGACCGCGGUCCUUUCUUUCCUUUUUUGAAGAUAAAGCGUGGGAAUUGUGAACAGAUUGGAAGAAGUUCAAAUUGGCAGUAUGACAGAAGACACAAGUUCCCAAGCAGAGGGCAGUAAACUAUGGGGAGGGAGAUUCACUGGAGCUGUAGACCCUGUUAUGGAGUCUUUCAAUGCCUCCCUUUCUUAUGAUAAGAGGAUGUGGAAACAAGACAUACAGGGCAGCAUAGCCUAUGCGAAAGGCCUGAAAGGGGUAGAUGUUGUGACCGAAGAGGAGUGCCAAUUGAUCAUCGAUGGACUCAAGAAGGUGGAAGAGGAGUGGGCGCAGGGAAGAUUUGAAAUCAAACCAGGAGAUGAAGAUAUCCACACUGCUAACGAAAGACGUCUGAAGGAACAUAUUGGCUCAGUUGGCGGUAAACUACACACAGGACGCAGCAGGAAUGACCAGGUUGCAACCGAUGUUAGGCUUUGGUUAAGAAGUGAAAUCAAAGACUUGAAAGAAAUGCUGAAGAAGUUUAUUGGUACAUUUGCGUUUCGCGGUAGCCGGGAUAUUGAUAUUUUGAUGCCAGGCUACACCCAUUUGCAGCGAGCGCAGCCUAUUCGAUGGAGCCAUUGGCUAUUAAGUCAUGCAUGGGCCUUGAGAAGAGAUUAUGACCGACUGACAGAGACUGAGUCACGUGUCAAUGUGCUGCCUUUAGGAAGCGGAGCUCUGGCUGGAAACCCUUUUGGCGUGAACAGGCUGUUUUUGGCUAAAGAACUUGGAUUUCCAAAGGUGACUGAGAACAGCCUGGAUGGCACUAGUGACCGGGAUUUCAUAUCUGAGUUCCUCUUUUGGGCCUCGCAGACAAUGAUCCACCUAAGCAAAUGGGCAGAAGAUUUGAUUAUAUACAACUCAAAGGAGUUUGGUUUCGUAACUCUUUCUGAUGCAUACAGCACCGGCAGCAGCUUAAUGCCACAGAAAAAGAAUCCUGAUAGUUUGGAGCUUAUACGAGGAAAAUCUGGCAGGGUUUUUGGAAACUGUGCAGGUUUUCUCAUGACGUUGAAGGGUUUGCCAAGUACAUACAACAAGGAUCUUCAGGAAGACAAGGAGAAGCUGUUUGAUACCGUGGACACACUCAAGGGUGUGAUUGCUGUGGCAAAUGGGACACUUUCGACAUUAAAGGUCAAUAAAGAAGCUUGUCUCAAGGCGUUGAGUCCGGACAUGCUGGCAACAGAUAUUGCUUAUUACCUUGUGAGGAAAGGAGUACCAUUUAGGGAUGCGCAUUCUAUGUCAGGCUCUGUGGUCCGACUUGCUGAAGAAAAGCGGGUGCCUAUUUCUGAUUUGGAACUAGAGGAUCUCAAAUCAGUCCAUGCUUCUUUUGAUGCUGAUGUGAAACUUGUUUGGAACUAUGAGCACAGCACUGACCAGUACACAUCAAUUGGAGGCACUGGAAAGGAGGCUGUCCUUGCGCAAGUGAAACUGUUAGAGAAAUGGAUACACCCCUCCCAAUAGACUGAGAGACUUCGAAUUAAAUUAUUUUAUUGUCCCUUUUAGUUGAAGAGAUGUGGUGUUUCUACUUUCAAAUGUAACAAACUGUUUUAAUUUUCUUUUCAUAACAAACUUAUAAUUAUUGGUUUUGUUAUAUUUGCCCACAAGGAGUUCUUUAGUGGAUAAA